CCCUCAGAGGCCGUGGCCGCCUCCGUACAGCCCCGCGCCGAGCGAGCAGCUGCCAAGCGGCCAAGGGAUGAGCUGGGGCCCGCCUUCCCAAUGGCAUCUCCCCCUGGCCUGGAACUGAAGACACUGAGCAAUGGUCCCCAGGCCCCAAGGAGACCGGCUCCUCUGGGUCCAGCGGCCCCACGCAGGGAAGGUGUGGAGAAUGCCUGCUUCUUUUCGGAGGAGCACGAGACUCAUUUCCAGAACCUUGGGGAUGCCAGACUGGGCAGCUCCCCCAGCCCCCCUGAGGGCAUCCCCUCAUGGCCCCGAUCCCAGAGGGACGACCUGUCCCUGCGUUCAGAAGAGGGGCCAGGCCUGGAGCCUGUGAGCCGCCCGGUGGAUUACGGCUUCGUUUCCGCUCUGGUUUUCCUGGUGAGCGGGAUCCUCCUGGUGGUGACUGCAUACGCCAUCCCCCGAGAGGCCCGUGUCAACCCGGACACAGUGUCAGCACGGGAGAUGGAACGACUAGAAAUGUACUAUGCGCGCCUGGGCUCACACCUGGACAAGUGCAUCAUUGCAGGCCUGGGGCUGCUCACAGUGGGCGGCAUGCUCUUGUCCGUGCUGCUAAUGGUCUCCCUGUGCAAGGGAGAGCUGUACCGCCGGCCGAACUUCGUCCCUGGCAGGGGCUCCAGGAAGACCUACGGCUCCAUUAACCUGCGCAUGAGACAGCUCAGUGGGGAUGGGAGCCAGGCCCUGGUGGAGCACGAAGUCGUCCAGGUCUCGGAGACCAGCCGCACCCUCCAGGGGUCUUAA
This is a messenger RNA of Physeter macrocephalus (sperm whale), 789 nucleotides long. It is a transcript of the gene TMEM74B, whose product is annotated as transmembrane protein 74B. The coding region runs from base 91 to 789 and encodes 232 amino acids. NCBI's taxonomy places the organism in Eukaryota, Metazoa, Chordata, Mammalia, Artiodactyla, Physeteridae. The record is from RefSeq and is a predicted model, not a curated record. The transcript has 2 exons.